AUGCCGGGAGUGAAACCCAUAGUCAAGUACAAGAAAUGUUACAAAAUAGUGAAAGUGGUAAGAACUACUGAAAAUCCUAUCCCAAAAGUAGUGCUCACAGAUGAAACAACCAAUGAAAAAGAGACAACAGAAGAAACAAUGGUUGUGAAGAAAAACAAUGAAACAAAGGUGAGCGAAGAGAAGAAAGAUGAAGACAAAAACACAGAAGAAUCGACCGAAAGAAUAACGAAAGAUGAACAAAAAAUCACUGAGAGCACGACAACUACAGAAGAAUUUAUGGGUCCCGAACCUGUUUAA
Messenger RNA from Schistosoma rodhaini, 297 nucleotides. Lineage: Eukaryota; Metazoa; Platyhelminthes; Trematoda; Strigeidida; Schistosomatidae. The record is from the annotation of a GenBank genome assembly.